UGGGGAGCUGCAGGUGCCGGGCGGCUCGCUGCCCGACCUCACCGCGCUGCACUACCCGCCACACGCAGUGCACGCAGCGCACUACCUGCCGCACCGGACCUUGCCGGACUACCACCCUAGAUAUAGUCCCAGUUCCCCGGGCGGCGGCAGCGUGUCCCCGGCGACGGGCGGUCUGUCGCCGGCGUCGGGGUCGCCGGUGGGCGCCACCGUGCCCACACCGACGCCGGCCCUGCGCACGCACGACCACUACGACGCACAGGUCAGUGCGCACAGGCACAGAGACUACACGCACUACAGAGAUCCAGCGGCAACGAAUCACUUAUCUGUACCAAACACAAAUAAUUACCUUCAUCAUAAUAAGAACAUGUCCCCACUGGACCACACGUGGAUGACGUCAGGUUACCAGUCACACUGCAGUCCACCCUCACAAUAUUCCUCAACGUCGAAUAUAAACAUACCAUCGCCGACUAUGCACAGUCCGGGCAGUCCGGUGGAGUCACCGCAGACGGACUACAACAAUUUACACCAAGCGCUGUUGCAGCCUUUUGAACAAAUCACUAUGUUAGACCCUCCGACAUCGAGUUACAACACGAGUUACAUCAACCACAGUUCACCGCACUCGCCGCAGACGACGAAUUCACAACUCACAUAUUCACAGGCGUCGCACGUACAGCACGUCCAGCAUGUACAACACGGGCAACACGUGCAGCACGCGCAACACGUGCAGCACGAGACGCGGCGCGCGCGCGACCCCGUGCCGGGCGGCGGUGGAUACCCCCCGCUGCCGCUCGCCUCGCCCUCCGCACCCACCGGACCCGCCACGCCCGCCAGCAUACCCGACAUCAUACUCACAGAUUAUUCGGGUGAACUAGAUGCGGGCAUAUUUGGCGGAGAAGAAGCGCAAUUGCGAGCCGGCCUAGACCUAGACGACCUCAACUUGCUGGAGGAGCCUAGUGCGCUGCUGCCGGACUCUUCGGUCGAGCAUGAGUUCCGAUUGGACCGCUUGUAGUAGUGCGCUCCCGCUCUCGCAUGCGGCGUCUCCGAUCGCGCCCUCUCGCUCGCACGUUAGCGCGCGGGAAGGCCGACCGGGGACGGUGGAAGCUACGACAGAUCGCCGCCGCGCUCGACAUCGGGCGCGACGCGAGACUCCCUAUACUUCAUGACAAUUUUCUAUCUUUUCAAGUCUGAGUUAGUGAAUAUAGUAUUCGAUGUAACCGUCGUCGUGUAGUCGUCAGGUGUGAGGUGCGCGUGCGCAGUGACGGACUACGGCGCGGCUCACACACAUUCCCAGCGUCCGGACUCGGCCUGAACUCUCUUGUCUGCCGCACUCCAAGUGUUUCUAUGUGCUUUUAAACGAACCUUUUACUCAUCAUUUUAAAAUAUGUAAAAAAAGUUACUUUCUCUAGUUUAGAUUUUUUUAACGAUAACGAUCUAUCGAUCCUUCGACGAUUUAUGUACAGCGUUAAGUGAUAAUUUUUUUUUAAUUAAGAUUUGUGAAUAUGUACUCGAAUAUCAAUGAAAAGUACGAUUUUGAAUCGUACAAUUAUUUCUUUACGCGAGUUUAUCGCUCCUUUCUAUUGUAAAUACAAACUCGAAAGUGUUCACUUUAUAAAAUUGCAUUUAAAUAGCUAAUGUUGCAUCUAGUGUAAUGGCGCCCGACCGGACACGUCCGGGCGAGGCUUUUCUUUAAAUAUUUUCUAUUUGAAAUUUUUCAAUUCCAUCUUACAGAAAGGAUACAAUGAGACAAUUUUCGCUGACAUCAUUAUACAUGAUUAAGUUACAUACUACUGUAAUAUUUCAAAUAUUACUUUUGUUAAUUGUCCUCUUUAAAUAAAAAUAUACGAAGAUUAUAAAUGUUUUAUAAUUUUUUUUAAUAAACAAAUAAGUUCAAAAAAUAAAGAAAUGUUGAAAUGACGAUUGCAGUAUACAACUUUCUUAAAGUUUUCGAUUUUUAAUGAGAUGCAAAGAUUUAAUUCUAGAAUAUUCUAAAUAUUAUUUUUUUCUAUUUUUUUUACAAUCAUUUAA
Messenger RNA from Papilio xuthus (Asian swallowtail), 2025 nucleotides. Its product is annotated as CREB-regulated transcription coactivator 2-like. Bases 365 to 1009 code for a protein of 214 amino acids. The transcript is spliced from 8 exons. The record is from RefSeq and is a predicted model, not a curated record. Lineage: Eukaryota; Metazoa; Arthropoda; Insecta; Lepidoptera; Papilionidae.